Messenger RNA from Lotus japonicus, 1005 nucleotides. RefSeq lists its product as uncharacterized. The record is from RefSeq and is a predicted model, not a curated record. Lineage: Eukaryota; Viridiplantae; Streptophyta; Magnoliopsida; Fabales; Fabaceae. Bases 1 to 1005 code for a protein of 334 amino acids. The transcript has 3 exons.
AUGGGUCUGAUUGCAGCUGGUGAUUUUGUGGCGAUUGGGCAGCUUUCUAAGCCAUUUACUUCUGUGUUUCUAUAUGACAAAGAGUACCAUCGCCGCGCUCUUCUAUAUGCGCUGCUUCUUUUAAUCAGAAAUUCAUCCACCACAAUCAAUGCUUCCACAAGAAGCAUUCUCAAGGCUUCCACCCCAAGAUUCAUGAAGACAUUUGGUUUAAGUUCAGACAUGGAAUGUGUCAACUCUUCUGUAUGUGGACAUGGUAGCAAAGAUUCUCACUCUGGUCCUGAUCCUCUUCUUGAGUUGGUCAAUUUUUCUUAUCCGGACUUAGUGGCGAACUUGGAAAAUGAUUCGUACUUUCAGGAAAGAGUGAUUCUCGCUCCUACACUCGAGAGCGUCGAGCACGUCAACAACUACAUGCUGUCAAAGCUUCCUGGUGUCGAGAGAGAGUACUUGAGCUACGAUACCCCGUGUAGAUCGGAUGAGGAUUCUGAGGUUCACGCGGAGUGGUUCACCUCUGAGUUUUUAAACGGCGUUCAGUGCUCGGGAAUUCCAAACCACAGACUGAUAUUAAAAGUUGGAGUUCUGAUCAUGCUUCUACGAAACAUAGACCAAGCAGCCGGUCUGUGUAAUGGGACCCUGUUUAGAGUCACUCAUCUUACUCAGUAUAUAAUUGUUGCGACUGUUUUAUCAGGAAUCAGGCUGGGUAAAAAUGAGUACAUUCCGAGGAUAACCUUAACGCCUUCUGACUCUGGUCUUCCCUUCAAGUUCUCUCGAAGGCAGUUCCCGGUGACUUUAUGCUUUGCAAUGACUAUAAACAAGAGCCAGGGCCAGUCCCUUUCUCAUGUCGGUUUCUACCUUCCGAGGUCUGUAGUUACUCAUGGACAACUGUAUGUCUCUCUCUCAAGGGUGAAGUCUAGAAAAUGCCUGAAGGUACUCAUUGUGGAUGAGCAAGGGGUAGUUUCGAGCUCCACGCGCAAUGUUGUCUACAAAGAUGUUUUUGAGAACGUGUGA